Molecule: messenger RNA, 4205 nt
Organism: Athene cunicularia (burrowing owl)
Lineage: Eukaryota; Metazoa; Chordata; Aves; Strigiformes; Strigidae
Gene: MSL2
Product: MSL complex subunit 2
Exons: 2
Coding region: 101-1618 (505 amino acids)
Cellular component (GO): MSL complex
Molecular function (GO): ubiquitin protein ligase activity
Source: RefSeq, a predicted model, not a curated record
GAAACUUUCUGUGCUGUUGGGAAAUUUGCUACAAGACCCCAUUGCUCCUACCAACUCCACAUGUCAGCAUUAUGUCUGCAAAACUUGUAAAGGCAAGAAGAUGAUGAUGAAGCCGUCAUGUAGCUGGUGCAAGGACUACGAACAGUUUGAGGAGAAUAAGCAGUUAAGCAUCUUAGUAAACUGCUAUAAGAAACUCUGCGAAUACAUAACGCAGACACCACUGGCACGAGAUAUUAUCCAAGCAGUUGAUUGUUCCGCAGAUCUUUUGGCUUUGCUCAAAGAUGGAUCACCACUCCACGAAGAGACAGAAAAAUCUUCUGAUGCAGGCUUGGCUUUGUGUUUGACACAUUCCCCAGUACCUUCAACCUCAGAACUCACAACUGAUCCUCCAGCUAGUUUUACGUCAAUCCCUGAAAGCACACACAACAUUGAUAUUAGAGGUUCUGUUAUCAACGGGUUGCCCAAUUGUAAUGGGCUUUCGGUAGAUAAACUCGGAGUGAAUAUUCCUUCUCCUGAACACGCAAACACAAUUGAUGUCUGUAGUACUGGAGAGUAUAUAAAAACUGAAGACAUCUCCAGCAGCCUGCAGCCUGUGUGCGAUACAGUUUCUACUAGUGACUUGUGUACCACAGGCAUUGACAUCUGCAGUUUCAGUGAAGAUAUAAAACCAGGUGGCUCGCUUCUCCUCAGCGUUGAGGAGGUUCUCCGGAGCUUAGAGACCGUUUCAAAUACUGAAGUCUGUGAUUCUAAUUUGCAGCCCAGCUUGGAAGCAAACAUGACUAACGGCCCUUUCCUGCAGCUUUCUCCCCCACCUCUUAGCCAUAACAUUUUCAUGUCCACAGAUGCUUCUCCUCAUGGAAUCUCCUGUACAGCGGCAACGCCGAAGGUAGUUAAGUUAAACAGAAAGAGAUCUCGAUCAGAAAGUGACAGUGAAAAGGUUCAACCUCUACCCAUUUCCAGCAUCAUCUGUGGCCCAACAUUGGGAGCAUCAGCUCCUGUAACAGUGAAACAGGAAAAUAAAAUGUCUUUGCAGCCUAUUGCGACUGUACCUAACGGAGGCACUACUCCCAAAAUCAGUAAAACUGUGCUCCUGUCUAACAAAAGCAUGAAAAAGAAUUUAGAACACGCCCCUAAGAAAUCCCACCCGAAAGCCAAACCAGGGGUGCUGAAAACAAAAGACAAAGCAAAGGAGAAAGUUCCUAGCAGUAAUGUUAUGCCAGGAAGCCCAACAAAAACUGUGUAUAAAAAGCCACAAGAAAAGAAAGGGUGUAAAUGUGGUCGUGCCACCCAAAAUCCAAGUGUUCUUACAUGCCGUGGCCAACGCUGCCCUUGCUAUUCGAACCGCAAAGCCUGCCUUGACUGCAUAUGCCGUGGCUGCCAAAACUCAUACAUGGCUAAUGGGGAGAAGAAGCUGGAGGCGUUUGCAGUGCCAGAAAAGGCCUUGGAGCAGACUCGGCUUACUUUGGGCAUUAAUGUGACAAGCAUUGCGGUGCGCAAUGCCAGCACAAGCACCAGUGUAAUCAAUGUGACAGGGUCACCAGUAACAACGUUUUUAGCUGCCAGUACACACGAUGAUAAAAGUUUGGAUGAAGCUAUAGACAUGAGAUAUGACUGUUGAAUCUUUCUUUCUUUUCCCUGCCGUCAGUAGGGGAACUGCUACAGUUUUAAGGCAGCUAUGGUUCUGUUUAACUUGCUGGAGCUCCUGCGUUUAGAUCACUUGUAUCAAGUGUUUUUCAUUGCUAUGUUAUGUGUAUUAGUGUCUGGGAAAUAGUUGCAGAUAAUGGAGGAGUUACCCUAAAACUGUUUUUAGUUCUUACAGCACCUCAUAGUUUGAGAUCAAUUGCUGAUGUAAAUGAUUUUAUCACCAGAUCUUUGGCAAGGAAUAUAUUAACCUCAUUGUACUUUGGUCAUGCUUUGUGCUCAGUCAAAGCUUCUGCUUAAAUGUAGAAAAGUGGUAUCUAGUUAGUCCAUCUAAACUGUGCUGGAUUAUGGUGUAGAAAAGUAAUGACUGAUCAGUUAGUCACCAUCACUAGAAAAAUCAUCUAAUAUUCCUGUAGGAAGUACAGCAUUGAGCUGCAGAACACACUCGGAAAAGGGUAGAUAACCAAUUCUCACAAUCAGAGAUUAUCUACUAUAUGGAACAGCUUAAAAAUAAUAAUAAUAAUAAUAAUAAUAAUAAAAUUAUUAGUUAUAUUGAGAAAGCUAACAGCCCAAAAAGCAGCCCAGCCUCCAGACCAGGGUUGGGAAGAUGGGUUGGUUCAAUACGAUGAACAUCGAACUGCUGACUCUGAUAGGCUGCCCCUGUUAACACACCACUCAGGUUUUUUGUUUUCUUGACAAUUCCACAUGUCACGUUCCUGAUCUGUUAUGCCCUCUGUGCCAACUCUGUCUGUUUGACAUGUUACUGUUUUGGCUGGGGGGAGAAAAAUUGUACACAAAGAAGGCUCAAGUGUUAUUAGCACCAUUCUCUCCUCCCCUUCCCCCCCCCUCCUUUUUUUUUUUUUUUGAGUUCCUGCUGAUUUCACUGCUGUUGCUUCUAGAAAAGAGCUUUUUGGGUGACAGAGAGACUCCUUGGCUGACUUUUUUCACCCCCUCAGUUGCCCCUGGAAAACAGAGACUUCUCCAGCAGUUCCCACUGCUGGGGGCUGUGCGUGUGUUUUAUUCAGUUUGUACCACAGUAGACCUGGGACCCAUCCGCUUGAAGGGUAGCUCUUCACUGACAGGCAUCUUUCAGCUGGGGCAGAGGAUCGAUUGCUAUCUAAGAUCAAAUAUUUUGGAUGUUUGUUAGACAGAAUAAGCUAUAUUACUCACUCUACCCAGAAUCCCUCUCAUUUUUCACUAAUAUGUUGGAAGUUGUUUUCAAGGGUCAGUACUUUUCAACCUGGGCUGAAGGGCUCUAAAAAGGAAAAACAACACAAAGUUGUCAGCUUAUCUCAGAAGGUGUUAAAAUGGAGACACCUUUGUAGGAAUUCAGCUGUAUGCAAAAAUGAUUUAUUUUGGUGUAAUCCCUAAGUAAGAGUACAAGCGGAAGAAUUUAGUCUUGUGUUGGCAGCCUAAGCCAGUCAGGUUACUUUGUGAAAGCUGAAAUUUCUCCUCUUUGAAUGAUAGAGCACAAACCAAACAUGGGCUGACUAGAACACAAACCAUCACCUUCUGAUUUAAAAGACAAUUCCUGUUUCAACAGCAUGUUAAAUAGUAAGUGAACUUUUUGAGUUCCUUUACUGCUUCCAUCUUCCCUCCCGUCCAUCCAGCGACCCCGCAGCGCUCUCCGACCGAACCUUGGGUGUCUUUUGAUUUGGCACAAAGCAUGUACAAUGAUGGUUCCUCACCUAAGAAAUAAGCAAAAACCUUUGGACACAAAUGACACCUCCUUUUGUUUUGUAGUGUACCAUGGUGUCAUUUUCUGUGAAUGUGGUCAGAUCUUUCUGUUGGUUUUGGUUUGUUUUCUCCCCCCGUCUUUUCUGUGGGGUGGGUAGGGUGGGGGGUUAAAGCCAUAGGAAGAAAAAUGUGAUGUACGUGUCCAGUCUGUACUUUUUUGUUUUUGUUUUGCAAGAAGAGUUGAAAAAUAUUUUUGAUAAUGAGUAAAUGGUGGAAAAUGCUUCUUAGUAUUCUUGUCUUUAUUUGCCAACCCAGGUACCCAAGAUCUGUGUUUUUUAGCCCUCAUGAGAUUUAAUGAUGUCCUAUUAAAAUGUAUUUAGUUAAACUUCUAUGUGAUUUCUGUGUUGACCCAAAAGGAUCCUACCAUUUUCUAAUCUGGUGGUUUGAUCGUGACCUACUAAUGUAAAUCUGUUUAUUAGUCCACUACGUGUAAGAAAAGUAGCCAAACCGGAGUCUGACUUAAGGGGAGUAAACUGCACAGCAUGGGUUGUUUCUGAAUGCUUUUGCAGAGCUGUUAAGUUUUGCUGAGAUUGUUGAUGGUACAUAUAUUAGGACUUUCAUUAAAUUAAAUACAUAGUACCUUUGCUCCAGAAAUGUGGGAGUACUUGGAAUCUUUACUACUAUCUCACUGCUGCAUUAAAUAUGGUACCAAAAGUCGGAGAAUUUAGGUCAAGUGUGUUUUGGAAGCAUUGACAGGAGAGCCCUGAUCGUUAAUGUAAAAUUGCAAAUGGUAGAUUCAGGUUGUUUCUAAAAACAUUUCCUUUUAUGCUGCCACGUUCUUGAAAUGUAUAUUAAAAUUCAAAUUGAUUUAAUAAAUGUUAGUUUUU